AUGUCAGAAAACCCUUAUAUAACACAGGUGUCAGAGAUCAAAGAUAAUACCAUCAUUGGCUGUUACCCUUUAAAGCGAAAAAGACAGGUUCUGCAUUUUUUGCACAAAAUGGAAGCCACAGAAACCGUUCCUGCUAUAGAGCAAGAGUUGCCACAGACCCAGGCUGAGACAGGGUCCGGAACAGAAUCUGACAGUGAUGAAUCAGUAUCCGAGCUUGAGGAGCAGGAUUCCACACAAGCAGCCGACCUAGCAGCAGCAGCUGGAAACCAUGAACAACCAGUCAGUAAGGCAAAAUAAAGCCGGAGUGAAAAGAAGGCCCAGAAGGCUAUGUCCAAACCGGGUCUUCGACAGGUUACAGGGGUUAUUAGAGUCACUAUCUGGAAACCGAAGCAAAUCUUCUUAGUCAUCACAAAACCAGAUGUCUACAAGAGUCCAGCUUCAGGUACCUACAUAGUUUUGGGAGAAGCCAAGAUCGAGGUUUUAUCUCAGCAAGCGCAGCUGGCAGCUGCCGAGAAAUUCAAAGUUCAAGGUGAAGUGUCUCCAACGUUCAAGAAAACACAGACUCCAGCUGCACAAGAGGAGAGUGAAAAGGAAGAAGCUGAUGAAACAGAUGUGGAAGUUAAGGAUAUAGAAUUGGUCAUGUCACAAGCAAAUUUGUCAAGAGCAAAGGCAGUCUGAGCCCUGAAGAACAACAGUAACGAUAUUGUAAAUGCUAUUCUGGAAUUAACAAUGUAA
Molecule: messenger RNA, 735 nt
Organism: Equus quagga
Lineage: Eukaryota; Metazoa; Chordata; Mammalia; Perissodactyla; Equidae
Product: nascent polypeptide-associated complex subunit alpha-like
Exons: 1
Biological process (GO): protein targeting to membrane
Cellular component (GO): nascent polypeptide-associated complex; cytoplasm
Source: RefSeq, a predicted model, not a curated record